Molecule: messenger RNA, 1118 nt
Organism: Quercus robur (English oak)
Lineage: Eukaryota; Viridiplantae; Streptophyta; Magnoliopsida; Fagales; Fagaceae
Product: lysine-rich arabinogalactan protein 19
Exons: 2
Coding region: 50-925 (291 amino acids)
Cellular component (GO): plasma membrane
Source: RefSeq, a predicted model, not a curated record
UAAAUAUAAAAGCACCAAAUAUUUCCUACCAAUUCUCAUCUCCACAGAAAUGGCUACAAUGUUGUGGGCUUUCUUUUUAGUUGGUCUUAGUUUUACACAAUUCCUUGCCAAUGUACAAGGACAAGUGGCCACACCUUCUACCUUGCCAACCACAACACCAGCUGCACCAUCUACUCUGCCAACCGCAACACCGCCUCCUACUACCACACCAGCGGCCCCAUCCAAUUUGCCAGUUGCAACACCGCCUACAACACCAUCUGCGCCAUCUACAUUGCCAACUGCAAAACCACCUGCUGCUACCACCCCAUCUGCAGCAACCCCCCCACCAAAAUCAUCCCCAUCUCCUAAAGUAGCCCCAACAAUAAGCCCAACCGUCCCACCCCCUAAAAUUCCACCACCACAAAGUCCACCUGUCUCAACUCCAACACAGCCACCGGUAUUGCCACCAUCUCUACCACCAGCUUUACCACCACCAAAAAUCUCUCCCACACCAGCCAAAGCACCACCAGUGCCAGCCCCUGCAAAGCAGACACCAGUACCAGCACCGGCACCACCACCACCUACAGCAGCACCUGUACCAGCACCACUGAAGGCAGCACCAGCACCAGCACCUGUACCAGUUACACCCGUUCCAGCACCAGUCUUGGUGCCCUCAUCUGCUCCAGCACCCACCAAACACAAGAAGAAAAGAAGGCACAGACAUAAGCACAAGCAUCAUCAUGCACCAGCACCAGCACCAGCAGCUAAUGUAACCAGCCCCCCAGCACCUCCUACAUUGGUAGACACAGAGGAUACAACUCCAGCACCAUCACCAAAUGCGAAUGGAGGACAUGCACUACAUCAGCAGGUAGGAAGGUCUGGAAGGUGGAUGACUACAGGAUUAGCUGUUGCCAUUCUGCUGGCUCUUACAGGAUAUAAUUCCUAGAAAUCUUAUGUGAUGAUGGACCACUGAUUUGCUGUUAUACUGAAAAGAGAUGAUUAUUUCAUACGUAUUACACAAGAUCAAUUCAAAGAUUGGUUAGACAGGAGUGAAUAAUAAGGAGACUGAGCCAUAUCAAGGUUUUGUAGUUCCAAUUUUUGAAUGGUUAAUGUUUAAUGAGGACAAAUUUUGAGUUUUA